CUAUUGCUCUGGCCUUCUAGUGAUAUUGGAAAGAUCAUGGAUGAAGUUCAAGAUAUGCUUCCUCAUUAUGGUCACUUGGACGUUGUAUGUGUGGCAACAUCUCUCAUUCCUGUACUGAACCAGUGUCGCCCAGGUUUGAAAAAAAGGAUCCUUCUUAUUACUGGAGGUCCUACAAAUCUGUAUCCAACAGCUGUGAACGAGAUCGCAGAGAAAUAUAGAGAGAAUUCAAUAGCUCUUGAUGUAGUCAACUUCUAUCCGGAGGAAAGGUGCAACUUUACGGUAGGUGGGUACCAUUUUGGGAGGAGCGCGCUUCAGGAUCUUGUUGCUGCUACCAAUGUUGAAGGCAACAGCCGCAUUGUACACGUCAUACCUGGAUCUCAUAUGGUUGCUGUCAAGGACUUGUUGAAACCAUCUUGCAAGGAGAAGCAUCAUGCCGCUGCGGAUGAUGAUUGUGCUGGACCGCUGGGAAUUGGAUAUGAUGGGCAUGUCACCUUAUUAAACAAAUUUGAACAACGUAUGGAGGAGACUCUAGCUCACUGAUGCACGUGUGCAGCUUGUUUGUUUUUGU
Molecule: messenger RNA, 568 nt
Organism: Erigeron canadensis
Lineage: Eukaryota; Viridiplantae; Streptophyta; Magnoliopsida; Asterales; Asteraceae
Exons: 3
Coding region: 37-540 (167 amino acids)
Source: RefSeq, a predicted model, not a curated record